UUGAAAUCGGAGUAAAAACAUGCAAAAUAUGCGUAUGAACAUAUUUUACUACGCGGUCCAUAAGUGCAAAAUUGGCCGUGGCGGCGCUAGUCUUCAUAAGGUAAAUGAGGAAUUAGAAGGACGAUGCCCUAUACAUUAUGCAGCUGACUUCGGUCAGCUCAAAGUGUUGCAAUAUCUUAUUAAUAUAGGAGCCGAUGUUAAUAAGCGAGUUAAACAUGGGAUUACACCGUUAUUAGGAGCAGUUUGGGAAGGACAUACUAGUUGUGUAAAAUUGCUUCUGGAAAAGGGUGCAAACAAACACGGCUAUACUCCUGACGGACAGAGUUAUAUAAGUGCAGCAAAAAACGAUGAAAUAAAAACAUUACUUUCUUGA
Messenger RNA from Drosophila willistoni, 373 nucleotides. Its product is annotated as myotrophin-like. Lineage: Eukaryota; Metazoa; Arthropoda; Insecta; Diptera; Drosophilidae. Gene Ontology annotation, cellular component: nucleus; cytoplasm. The transcript has 4 exons. Gene Ontology annotation, molecular function: protein binding. The record is from RefSeq and is a predicted model, not a curated record. Gene Ontology annotation, biological process: regulation of barbed-end actin filament capping. Bases 20 to 373 code for a protein of 117 amino acids.